CGCGUGUUAAUAGUCUGUCAUGCAUUCUUCUCGUCCAUAAUAUCCAUCUUCAACUAAACGGGCCUGUCAUGGGCAAGCAUUACUGCUAUUACUGUGAUGUUCACCUCACUCACGAUUCAACUUCCGUUCGAAAAGCUCACAAUACAGGAAGAAAUCAUCUACAAAACGUAAGGGAUUACUAUCAAUCUUUGGAUCCUGCUCAAAAUGAAGCAAUCUUUGCCGGGGUUUUGCAUCAGUAUGAUCUGAUGAGACUACCACAUCCACAGCUUGUUUACAAUCCCCCUAACACAGGUGGAGGAGGUCAUAGAGGAGGAUUUGGAGGCGGGGGCAGAGGAAGAGGUGGAUUCAAUCAAGGUGGAUACGGUAGACCUCCGCCAAGGGAUAGCGGUGGCUUUGGAGGAUAUAAUCGACCACCUCCCUCACAAUAUGGGAAUGCAAACGGACAUAAUUAUGGCGAGCCACCUACAGGUCCAGGUGGUCAGUAUGGUCAACCUCAUUCGAAUAUGAAUGGCCGAGGUCCACCGCCGUACAUGGGAGGUGGACAACAAUCUUAUGGUGGACGACCACCUCCAAACUUCAACGGACCACCACCUGGAUAUGGAGGGAGAUGAACACAGCAACAAGAUCGAAAUACAAUUUGUACAUUAUCAAGAAAGCAAUGAAAAAGUG
Molecule: messenger RNA, 669 nt
Organism: Meira miltonrushii
Lineage: Eukaryota; Fungi; Basidiomycota; Exobasidiomycetes; Exobasidiales; Brachybasidiaceae
Product: zf-U1-domain-containing protein
Exons: 1
Coding region: 69-611 (180 amino acids)
Biological process (GO): spliceosomal snRNP assembly; mRNA splicing, via spliceosome; mRNA 5'-splice site recognition
Cellular component (GO): U1 snRNP; nucleus
Molecular function (GO): pre-mRNA 5'-splice site binding; zinc ion binding
Source: RefSeq, a predicted model, not a curated record